GAAAACGGCAUAAUCCACUGUGCUUUGUAGACGAAGAGCGAUGUUCGCGUAAGACACUUUUCGCAACUUUAAUUACGGGUUCCAGGGUUUGCACUACAUAUUUCCGCAAGAGAACAAUAUAAACUAUAACCGAAUAUUAACCAUCGCAAAUGGAUACUCCACUUGGUGAAGGCACAAAAAUGAACACCGAAAGUAGUGCCGAUAGUGCAACCGCGGAAAAGCCAAAAGCGGAACCUCGUCAAGGAAAUUGCUAUUGUGGAAAAGACCGGAACCUGAACAUUGUGGAACUCCUCUGUGCCAGUUGUUCUAAAUGGUACCAUGAAUCUUGUAUUGGAUAUCAACUUGGAAAGCUGGUGCCUUUCAUAACAAAUUAUGUCUUCAUAUGUAAAAAUUGCUCGCCGAGUGGAUUGGAGAGCUUCCGAAAAAGCCAAGCCUCAAUACCUCAAAUGUGUGUCACUGCCAUAGCUAAUAUGCAGCAAUCUGCUGCAAAGGAGGGUCGAACGAAGCUGCUUUUCAGCAAAGAUAAGGAACUGAUUCCUUACGUGGAGCAAUACUGGGAAGCGAUGACAACGAUGCCCCGUCGAGUCACUCAAUCAUGGUAUGCAACUGUGCAGAGGGCUCUAGUGAAAGACAUUAAUACUCUUUUUACGUACGAAGAGUCAGCAGAAGACGGUCAGAUGUUUGGGCUGGUUUCCACCGACUUGACUCAAAUUAAGCCAAAUUAUGAAGCGAUGGUGAAAGGAGGUGUUCUACGUUUCACGGAUGAUGGAUACGCACAAGCAUCGCUGUCAAAGAGCAGUCGCCAAAAUAAACGCAAAUUUCCCGGAGGAGAUUCAGGACCAGCCGGAAAAAAAGGCCGACCAACAUCAGAUAUUUCCGGACAUGUUAAGCUACCAGCACAUGGCUACCCCUUGGAGCACCCGUUCAACAAGGACGGCUAUCGUUAUAUUCUAGCCGAACCAGAUCCACACGCACCAUUCCGUCAAGAAUUCGAUGAGAGUGCAGAUUGGGCAGGAAAACCAAUCCCGGGAUGGUUAUACCGCACUCUGACUCCAAAUUCCGUUCUACUCGCAUUACAUGAUCGUGCACCACAGCUAAAAAUAGCUGAAGAUCGUUUAGCAGUAACUGGUGAAAAGGGUUAUUGUAUGGUUCGAGCAACGCAUGGAGUGAGUCGUGGAACUUGGUACUUUGAGGCAACGAUUGAGGAAAUGCCUGAGGGCUCAGCAACACGCUUGGGUUGGGGUCAGGAAUAUGCGAAUCUCCAGGCUCCACUGGGUUAUGACAAAUUUGGGUAUUCAUGGCGUUCACGGAAGGGGACAAAAUUUCAUGAGUCCCAUGGCAAGCAUUACAGUGAGGCAUAUGGAGAGGGAGAUACUUUGGGAUUCAUAAUUAGCUUGCCAGAAGCUGAUUUCGUUAAACACCUUCCAAAUACUUUUAAGGACAGGCCCCUUGUGAAAUUCAAAAGCCAUUUAUACUAUGAAGAAAAAGAUAAAGUUCAAGAAACGUUGAAAGCUUUAAAGCCUCUUAAAGGAAGUAAAAUUAUUUACUUGAAAAAUGGCGAAUCCCAAGGCGAAGCAUUCACUGACAUUUAUGGAGGGGUUUACUUCCCGACUGUGUCGAUACAUAAGAACGCAACGGUUAGUGUUAAUUUCGGACCGAACUUCAAGCAUCCUGAUGUACUACAGCAAUUUAAUGCGAAGGGGAUGCAUGAGCGCAUUGAAGAUUUGAUUUGCGAGCAAACGAUGUCAGAUCUUCUAUAUUUUACGGAAAACGAUGGCCGAUUAAGACUGGACACUUUCAGCUUGUAAUAUAUAGAAGUUAUAUAACACAGAUUAAAUUAAUUUUUAUUUUAUUUUUUUUUAAAU
Messenger RNA from Hermetia illucens (black soldier fly), 1865 nucleotides. RefSeq names its product set1/Ash2 histone methyltransferase complex subunit ASH2 (gene ash2). Lineage: Eukaryota; Metazoa; Arthropoda; Insecta; Diptera; Stratiomyidae. Gene Ontology annotation, cellular component: Set1C/COMPASS complex. Gene Ontology annotation, molecular function: protein binding; transcription cis-regulatory region binding. The coding region runs from base 150 to 1808 and encodes 552 amino acids. The transcript is spliced from 8 exons. The record is from RefSeq and is a predicted model, not a curated record.